Molecule: messenger RNA, 753 nt
Organism: Aphis gossypii (cotton aphid)
Lineage: Eukaryota; Metazoa; Arthropoda; Insecta; Hemiptera; Aphididae
Product: serine/threonine-protein kinase fray2-like
Exons: 2
Coding region: 1-753 (250 amino acids)
Source: RefSeq, a predicted model, not a curated record
AUGACCGACAGAAAAAGAAAUUUACAAAUGACACCCGACUAUUUUACAGGCAAUGAGGACGUAAAAAAAUUCUUAAAACAAUAUUCUAUGAUAACUGACUUUAAUAACUGGGACGAAAAAGAUAAACUAAAAUUUUUACCAAUGUUUGUAAAAGGAACUGCGAGCAAUUUCUUAGACAAUUUAAAUAAUUUAAAAACAAACUGGACAUGGAAAGAGAUAGAGGAUGCGUUUAUUGAUCAAUAUCUACCUAUUGAUUACACUACCAUUUUAAAGACAAAUUUAGAAAAUAGGAGACAGGGAGAAUCAGAGUCAGCAACAAGUUUCAUGACUGAGAUCGAAAAACAACUUACGGAAGAAGUUAAAAGAAUGAAUAUGCUGGGAAAGAAUACAAAUAGAUCUGUAGAUUUUAGAGAAAAUAGAUAUUAUGACGAUUAUGAAGACAAGAGUUACUAUAGAAAUAAUGAGACAAGAGGCCGUGAUUAUAAUAGAAAUAAAGAUUACUAUAGGAAACCAGAAUAUAGAUACAAAAGUCCAUACCCAGGAAGAUCGCGAGAAUCAAGCAGGGAUUCAAGAAGAUAUAAUAGAAACCGAUCUUUUUCGAGAGAUAAUCAGCGUAGAAAUAGAGAUAGAUCAUAUUCAAGAGAGAGACCAGACUCACGUGAACAAAGUUACACUAGAGAAUCACAAAGAGAUAAUUAUAAGAGACAAGAUAGUCGAGAUAGACAAAGCAGAUCGAGGACACCGGAACAAUAA